Messenger RNA from Trichoderma atroviride IMI 206040, 2412 nucleotides. RefSeq lists its product as uncharacterized. Gene Ontology annotation, cellular component: plasma membrane. Lineage: Eukaryota; Fungi; Ascomycota; Sordariomycetes; Hypocreales; Hypocreaceae. The record is from RefSeq and is a predicted model, not a curated record. Gene Ontology annotation, molecular function: secondary active sulfate transmembrane transporter activity. Gene Ontology annotation, biological process: transmembrane transport.
AUGGCCGCCUUUGCGACAAACACCAAAGAGCGCCUCGCCAAGGCCUUUGGCUUCGACUCGGAAGACCGUGACAGCGAUGUGCCGUCAAUAUCCAACGCCGACCCGUUCCUGGAGCGGGAGCCCACCGUGGGCGAGUUUCUCGAGGAGAUUCGGCCUUCGCUGCAUGAUAUCGGCAUGUACUUUUACAACCUGUUUCCGUUUCUCCACUGGAUCGGCAAAUACAACUUGACGUGGUUCAUUGGAGACUUGAUUGCUGGUAUGACUGUUGGAGCUGUCGUUGUGCCCCAGAGUAUGGCGUAUGCGCAACUGGCUCAACUACCCGUCGAAUAUGGCCUGUACUCGUCCUUCAUGGGCGUCUUGAUCUACUGGUUCUUUGCCACUUCCAAAGACAUCACCAUCGGCCCCGUUGCCGUCAUGUCCCAAGUCACCGGCGACGUCGUCCUCAAGGCCGCAACACGCCUCCCCGACGUCCCCGGCCACGUCAUCGCCUCUGCCCUGGCCGUCAUCGCCGGCGCCAUCAUCUGCUUCAUCGGCCUCGCCCGCCUCGGCUGGCUGGUCGAGUUCAUCCCCCUGCCGUCCAUCUGCUCCUUCAUGACGGGCUCGGCCAUCAACAUCAUCUCGGGCCAGGUGCCCAAGCUCAUGGGCAUCAAGGGCGUCAACACGCGCGCCGCGCCGUACGAGGUCAUCAUCAACACGCUCAAGGGCCUGCCGACGACGACGAUUGACGCCGCGCUGGGCCUGACGGCGCUGCUGAUGCUGUAUCUCGUCAGGGGCUUCUGCACGUACAUGGCCAAGAAGCAGCCGCACCGGGCCAAGAUGUACUUUUUCAUCUCGACGCUGCGGACGGCCUUUGUCAUUCUGCUGUACACGGGCAUCAGCGCGGGCAUGGUGCUGCACCACAGGGACAAGCCCCCGAUCAGCGUCCUGGGCAAGGUGCCUCGAGGCUUCCAGCACACAGGCGCCCCCGAAAUCAACACGACCAUCAUCAAGGCCUUUGCGCCGGAGCUGCCCGCCGCCGUCAUCGUCAUGCUGAUUGAGCACAUUUCCAUCUCCAAAUCGUUUGGCCGCGUCAACAACUACAUCAUCGACCCGUCGCAGGAACUCGUGGCCAUUGGCGUCACCAACCUGCUGGGCCCCUUCCUGGGCGCAUAUCCCGCGACCGGAUCCUUCUCGCGCACCGCCAUCAAGGCCAAGGCCGGCGUCCGCACGCCCUUUGCGGGCGUCAUCACGGCUAUUGUUGUGCUGCUGGCUCUGUAUGCCCUCACGGCGCUCUUCUUCUACAUCCCCAACGCCGCACUCGCCGCCGUGAUUAUCCACGCCGUGGGCGACGUCAUUACGCCGCUCCCCGUCGUCUUCCAGUUCUGGCGCGUGUCGCCCAUCGAGGUCAUCAUCUUCCUGGCCGGUGUGUUGGUGACUGUCUUUGCCACCAUCGAGGACGGCAUCUACACCACCAUCUGCAUGUCCUUUGCCGUGGUCAUCUUCCGCCUUUUCCUCAGCCGCGGCCGCUUCCUCGGCGUUGCCCGCGUGCGCACCGUCAAGGCGACGGAAUCGACAAACAAGGGCGGCGACCAGGAGGCUCUUGUUGAGCCGUCGUCCGAGUACUCGCAGCGAUCUGGCUUCCUGCCGCUGGGCCACGAGGACGGCUCCAACCCGCGAGUUGUGGUGUCGAGCCCGUAUCCCGGCAUCUUCAUCUACCGCUUCGCCGAGGGCUUCAACUACCCCAAUGCGACGCGGUACCUCAACCACCUGACGGAGACUAUUUUCCAGGAGACGCGACGGACCGAUGUCAAGACGAUUGCCAAGCUAGGAGACCGGCCGUGGAACGACCCAACUCCACGACACGCAACGCAAAGCGAGCACGACAACCGCCCCACGCUCAAGGCCAUCAUCCUCGACUUCUCGUCCGUCAACAUUGUCGACGUCACGGCCGCCCAGGCCCUCAUCGACGUGCGCAACCAGCUCGACCGCUACGCAGCGCCCCAGGCCGUCGACUGGCACUUUGCCCACAUCGAGAACCGCUGGACCAAGCGAGCCCUCUGCGCGGCCGGCUUCGGCUACCGCACGCCGCGCCACAACGCGGAGGACGGCGAGGGCGCGGGCCACUGGAAGACAAUCUUCAGCAUUGCCGACCUGGGCGGCUCGGACAGCGCGGCGGCGGCGGCAGCGGCGGAGGAGAAGAAGGAAAAGGGCGGCCGGGCGUUGCAGUACGACGUGGAGCGCACAAACUCGGAUGACAUCUCAAAGGCGUCGGACAAGGACGUGCCGGCGCAUCCCAGCAGUCGCCGGCUGGUAGCCAUCAAGGGGCUCAACCGGCCGUACUUUCACUUUGACCUGCAGGAGGCGGUUGAGUCUGCCAUUGCCAACGCGGAGAGGCAUCACGAGGGCCGGGAGAGUGAUGACACUGAUGAAUAA